AUGGCGAAAAAAUCUAAGAAAGGAGGCAAGUCCGGAGGUGACUUCUGGGAUGAAGAAAUCGAAGUUGAGCAGAAUUCGGAGGGAACAUUAGAUCAGGAUCCCGAUGCUGUCGCUGAAGAGGAGCCAUCUCAGGAUGAUGACUUUCUUAAUUCUAUUCGAAGCUCAAAGAAGAAGAAAGAAGCCAAGGAAAAGGAGGAAAAGGAGAAGAAAGAUGGUCCAAAACUUUUAAGUAAGAAAGAAAAGGAAAAAUUGAAGAAGGAAGCUGAAAAGCAAGCGAAGAAGGAGGCCGCAGCGAAGAAGAAAGCCGAUCAAGCAGCUAAAAAGGAGCAGAUCAAGGAGGCUAACAAGCAGAACGCUGCAGCUAAUGCCGAGAAGAAAGCUGAGCAGCAAAAAGCAACUUCAGAGGAACCAGAGAGCAAAACGCCAGUGAAGAAAGGAAAAAAGGCACCUGCUGGUAUCGCUGCAUUGAGGAAACAGCUUGAGCUCAAAAAGCAGUUAGAGGAGGAGCAGCGUCGUUUAGAAGAGGAAGAAGAGCAGCGACAAAUUGAGUUGGAGAGAUCUGCGGCAGAGAAAGAAGCAGAAGCAGAAGCAGCUCGCCAGGCUAAGAAAGAGAAGGAGAGACUAAAGAAGGAAAGAUUGAAAGCUGAGGGCAAGCUUUUGACUAGAAAGCAACGUGAGGAAAAGAAAUUACAAGAUCGUCGUCGGGAAUUGCUUUUACAAGGUAGUGGAGUCAGUGUUGCUGGUUUGGAAAAGAAGGACGCUUCCGAGAAAACCGAAAAGCCUAAAAGAGUCGUCUACACGAAAAAGAAGUCAGGUAAGGCAAAGACUCACGAAACCCAAGGUACAAACGAAGAUGUCAAAAACGAUGACGAUGAUGUUCUAGAUGAUUGGGAGCAAAUGCUUGAUGACGAAGAGCAAAUAGCAGGCAAAGAUACUUCACAUUCGACCCAGACUUCUCCCGAGGCUGAUACAACAAGCCUGAAAGCAAACGCCACUCCAGUUGAGCAUGAAAGCACUGAGGUCGCAGAGAAGCACUCUUCCACUCCUACCCCCUUGGAUAAUCAGAUUGUCGAAAAAUCAACGCACCCCAAUUUAUCUUCUCACAGCGCCAAGGAAAUGCGUUCUCCAAUCUGUUGCAUUUUAGGUCAUGUCGACACUGGUAAAACCAAACUAUUGGACAAAAUUCGUCAAACAAAUGUUCAAGGUGGAGAGGCCGGAGGUAUCACCCAACAAAUUGGUGCUACGUAUUUCCCUGUUGAAGCCAUCAAGCAAAAGACCGCCGUUAUGUCGCAGUAUGAGAAGCAAUUUUUCGACGUCCCUGGCCUUUUGAUUAUCGACACUCCGGGGCACGAGUCUUUUACUAACUUGAGAUCUCGUGGCUCUUCUCUCUGUAACAUUGCAAUUUUGGUGAUCGAUAUUAUGCAUGGUUUGGAGCAGCAAACUUUAGAAUCAAUCAGACUCUUGAGGGAUCGGAAAGCACCAUUUGUGGUGGCAUUGAAUAAAAUCGAUCGUCUUUUUGAUUGGGAAGCAAUUCCUAACAACUCAUUCAGAGACUCGUUUGGGAAGCAGAGCAAGUCUGUUCAGGGUGAAUUUCACAACCGUUAUGAGCAAAUCAAGCUUGCUCUCGCAGAACAGGGUUUGAAUUCGGAGCUUUACUUCCAGAAUAAGAAUAUGUCGAAGUACGUCUCAAUUGUGCCAACAUCUGCAGUAACUGGCGAGGGUGUUCCUGACCUUUUAUGGUUGUUGCUUGAGUUGACUCAAAAGAGAAUGUCGAAACAGUUGAUGUACUUGUCUAAAGUGGCCGCCACAAUUUUAGAAGUGAAGGUUGUUGAGGGUUUCGGAUACACCAUCGAUGUUGUGUUAUCAAACGGAGUUUUACGAGAGGGCGACAGAGUUGUGUUGUGUGGUCUCAAUGGGCCUAUUGCCACGAACAUCAGGGCAUUGUUAACCCCACCUCCAUCCAGAGAAUUGCGUAUCAAGUCGGAAUACGUCCACCAUAAAGAGGUGAAGGCGGCUUUGGGAGUCAAGAUUGCAGCGAAUGAUUUGGAGAAGGCCGUUGCGGGUUCUCGAUUACUAGUCGUGGGGCCUGAUGAUGAUGAAGAUGAGCUCAUGGAGGAGGUCAUGGACGAUUUAACAGGCUUGCUUGAUUCAGUUGACACAUCGGGUAAAGGUGUUGUUGUACAGGCCUCCACUUUGGGAUCAUUGGAGGCUUUGCUCGACUUUUUGAAGGAUAUGAAAAUCCCAGUUAUGUCUAUUGGAUUAGGCCCAGUCUAUAAGAGGGACGUGAUGAAAGCAACCGCGAUGCUCGAGAAAGCGCCAGAGCUCGCUGUAAUGUUGUGUUUCGACGUCAAGAUUGACAAAGAAGCAGAACAAUACGCAGAAGAGCAAAAUGUGAAAAUCUUUAAUGCUGAGAUCAUUUAUCACUUAUUCGAUGCAUUUUCCGCCUAUCAGGCCAAGUUGCUCGAAGCCAGACGAAAGGAAUUCAUGGAAUACGCUGUUAUCCCUUGCGUGUUGAAGACGAUCCAAAUUAUCAACAAACGUAACCCUAUGAUCAUUGGUGUCGAUGUUAUUGAAGGAACUGUGCGUGUCGGAACACCAAUUUGUGCAGUUAGAAAGGAUCCUACGACUGGCGCUGCCAAUAUUUUGGUUUUAGGUAAAGUGGUUUCGUUGGAAGUCAAUCAUAAGUCUUCUGAUGCUGUGAAGAAGGGUCAGACAGCGGCAGGUGUUGCUAUGAGAUUGGAAAACCCAUCUAGUGCGCAGCCUACUUGGGGAAGACAUGUCGAUGAGACCGACAAUUUGUACUCGUUGAUUUCUAGGCGGUCUAUUGACACUUUGAAAGAUCCUGCGUUCCGUGAUUCUGUUCUGAGAGAUGACUGGCUUCUUAUCAAGAAGUUGAAGCCUGUAUUUGAUAUUAAGUAA
This is a messenger RNA of Candidozyma duobushaemuli, 2919 nucleotides long. RefSeq names its product translation initiation factor eIF5B (gene FUN12). Gene Ontology annotation, molecular function: GTP binding; GTPase activity; translation initiation factor activity. The transcript has 2 exons. Bases 1 to 2919 code for a protein of 972 amino acids. The record is from RefSeq and is a predicted model, not a curated record. Lineage: Eukaryota; Fungi; Ascomycota; Pichiomycetes; Serinales; Metschnikowiaceae.